Messenger RNA from Chelonoidis abingdonii (Abingdon island giant tortoise), 1476 nucleotides. It is a transcript of the gene IRX4, whose product is annotated as iroquois homeobox 4. Gene Ontology annotation, molecular function: DNA-binding transcription factor activity, RNA polymerase II-specific; RNA polymerase II cis-regulatory region sequence-specific DNA binding. Gene Ontology annotation, cellular component: nucleus. Lineage: Eukaryota; Metazoa; Chordata; Testudines; Testudinidae. The record is from RefSeq and is a predicted model, not a curated record. Gene Ontology annotation, biological process: regulation of transcription by RNA polymerase II; cell development; neuron differentiation.
GGGAGCCUCUGUACCAUGUCAUAUCCUCAGUUUGGAUACCCUUACUCUUCUGCACCCCAGUUCCUGAUGACCACCAAUUCCCUGACAACUUGCUGUGAGUCUAGUGGCAGGACUCUGACAGAUUCAGGCGCUGCAGCCUCGGCUCAGACCCCAGUCUAUUGUCCUGUUUACGAAAGCAGGCUGUUAGCCACAGCCAGACAUGAGCUCAAUUCUGCAGCUGCCUUAGGAGUCUAUGGAAAUCCUUACACAAGUACCCAGGGCUAUGGAAACUACGUUACCUAUGGUACUGAAGCUUCUGCCUUCUAUUCUUUGAACAGUUUCGACGCGAAGGAUGGGAGUGGAUCUGCGCAUGCGGGCAUUACCCAGGCGGCUGCCUACUAUCCCUACGAUCAUACACUCAGUCAGUAUCAAUAUGACAGAUAUGGCACCAUGGACGGAGGCACCCGAAGAAAAAACGCUACUCGUGAAACCACCAGUACACUGAAGGCAUGGCUGCAGGAGCACAGGAAGAACCCCUACCCCACUAAGGGCGAGAAGAUCAUGCUGGCCAUCAUCACCAAGAUGACCCUCACGCAGGUCUCCACCUGGUUUGCCAAUGCCCGGAGGAGGCUCAAGAAGGAGAACAAGAUGACCUGGCCUCCAAGGAACAAGUGUUCCGAUGAGAAGAGAUCCUACGAAGAGGAAGAGGAGGAAGAGUCACAGGAAGACAAUAUGAAGAACGAGAAAAACGAUGAGGCCACCAGCAAAGAAGAAAAAGAGCUGGAACUGAGUGAUUUGGAUGACUUUGACCCCAUUGAGUCGGAGAGUUCAGAAUGCGAAUUGAAACAGCCUUUCCAGCAUCUGCAGAGCAGCCAGAUGAGGGCAGCCGACACAUGUGCUACUGAUCAUUGCAAGGAGCCUUCUCUAAAGACGCCCAUCCCAGCGGCCACCAUUGAAGAAGACCUGGAGAGGGCUAAAAACUGUCUCAAGAAUGUGGUGGACGAAUGUGAGCAAGACUUAAUCAAUGUAAGGCAGAGAAGCUGUGAGUCCAAAAUGUGUUUCCAGCAGGGGCAACAAAUAUUGGAGACAAAGCCCAGGAUUUGGUCCCUGGCUCACACUGCCACUUCUCUAAACCAAACUGAGUAUCCUUCCUGCAUGCUGAAACGCCAAGGAGUCUCCUCUUCCGUUGCAGUUUCCGCUCCUGUUAGUGUCAUUGACAGACAUCAGGAUUCCCCAGUCACCAAUCUCAGGAACUGGGUGGAUGGGGUGUUUCAUGACCCCAUAUUCAGACACAGUACUUUGAACCAAGCUUUGAGCAACACAACAGUUUCCUGGGCUACCACCAAAGGGGCCAUUCUGGAAACGGGAUCUUUAGGACGCUCAACUGGGAACAGUACUAACGUGCUAAAAGGCCAACUGUCAAACUUGUCCCACCAGGACUCAAAUAAAGAAUUUCUUGCAUUUCCCAAAUCAGGAAGCAAAAUGUUUUGUUCUUAA